GGCGAAGGAGGAGGAACCUGCCUCAGUCAGGGAUAUCGGGCGGGAGCGCAGUUGGCGCGAGCCCGCUCGCCUUCGCCACCCCCUGGCAGCGCCCCGCGGCGGUCUCGAGGGCGGCCCGCCUCUCUCGAGCGCUGCGGGGCGAGCAGCGGGCGGCGGCACUCGCCCGAGCCGAGCGCGCUGUUGGGGAAGAUUUUUUGUUGUCUUCUUUUUGCUCCUCCGGUGGAGGGGUGGCGCAGUGCUUGGGCGGGCCUGGCAGAGCCUACAGUGGAGACCCAUGCCAA
Molecule: messenger RNA, 281 nt
Organism: Prorocentrum cordatum
Lineage: Eukaryota; Dinophyceae; Prorocentrales; Prorocentraceae
Source: the annotation of a GenBank genome assembly